This is a messenger RNA of Siniperca chuatsi (mandarin fish), 2469 nucleotides long. RefSeq names its product folliculin (gene flcn). Gene Ontology annotation, cellular component: cytosol. Gene Ontology annotation, molecular function: GTPase activator activity. The coding region runs from base 255 to 2051 and encodes 598 amino acids. NCBI's taxonomy places the organism in Eukaryota, Metazoa, Chordata, Actinopteri, Centrarchiformes, Sinipercidae. The transcript has 11 exons. Gene Ontology annotation, biological process: positive regulation of TORC1 signaling; positive regulation of transforming growth factor beta receptor signaling pathway; positive regulation of GTPase activity. The record is from RefSeq and is a predicted model, not a curated record.
UGCUCUGUAUUGCCAGCUAGGAGCUGCACAGAAGGAAAACAGAACCAGAAAGGUGUAGAAAAACUAAAUCUGAGGCACUGAGAAUCAUGGAUUUUGGAAAAACGGCCUCAAUGAAGAAUUGAGUUUGUUUUAUAUCACUAUUUUAAUAUGCUGCUUUUUAUAUAACGGCUUUUUGGACGUCGCGAUCAAUGAAUGUCCUUUUCUGAAGUAGCAUUGAGCACCAGUCAGUUGUUGAACUUUGCUCUGUGCUGAAGAUGAAUGCUCUGGUUGCUCUGUGUCACUUCUGUGAGCUCCACGGCCCUCGGACAUUGUUUUGCACUGAGGCACUGCACCCUCCAUCUCCAUCCCCUUCAUCCCAGGCAGGUGUCCCAGUGCAUGGGGACAGGGACCGAGAUGGUGACCGGGAAGGUGAAGGUCUGACCAUGAGGGCCAACAGCUCGGCCACACAGAGAGGAGAAAUGUGUGACGGAUGUCGAUCUCUUCCUGCAUCUCACCCAGGCUUUAUGAGCAUUGAUGAUGAAACAGGCAUACGCUUCCUGAGCCACCAGCAUCCCAGACAGCCACAGCUGUUCAGCGUGGUCCGCCAAGCCUGCGUACGCAGCCUCAGCUGUGAGGUAAACAGUGACGUAUGUAUGUGUAUGUCACACGUCUCAUGCACAAAUGAACCAAUUUUCUCAUUCCUCCAUCACCACAUAUACUUCCACCUAUUAUCUCUCUGUCUGUCUCGUCAGGUGUGUCCCGGCCGUGAAGGGCCAAUUUUCUUUGGAGAUGAACAACACGGUUUUGUGUUCUCGCACACCUUUUUUAUCAAAGACAGCCUCGCCAGGGGCUUCCAGCGCUGGUACAGUAUUGUCAUGGUAGCAAUGGACAGGAUCUACCUUAUCAACUCCUGGCCUUUCCUGUUACGCCACCUUAGACUCACUAUACAGAGCCUUCAAAGCACAGCCCUCAAGGUGUUUGACAAUGAACAAGGAGUUUGUCCCCAGCGAGCAGUGAGGAUGAACAGUGUCUUCUCACCUGCAGUUUUCCCACACCAAAGGAGUGGCAAUGCAGCCCGAUCACUAACUUCUCUUACCCAGCAUCCCAACCUCUGGGCCAGCCUGCACUCCUCCUUUAGCUGGCUGCUGAAGGCCUGUGGUAGCCGUCUGACAGAGAAGCUGCUGGAGGGAGCCCCCACUGAGGACACACUGGUGCUCAUAGAGAGACAGACAGAGCAAGAGGAGGAAAUGAGCUGCUGGGAGGGAGCAGAAGGAGGCGGUUCCAAGUCACAGCGGCACCAAUCGGAGAGCGAGCUGGGCCACGACUUCCUGUUUGAUGAUGCAAAAUUAGAUGAAUUACCUGGUCCAAAAUUUAGGUCACUGAGGCAUUUAAGACAGGUACUCGGGGCUGCUGAGUUUCGUCAGCUAGUGUGGCACGUGCUCAUGGGAAAUCAGGUCAUAUGGAGAGGCGCAGACCCCAGGCUCAUCCAAUCAGCUUUUACAGUGCUCAAGUCUUUGGUCCCAGUAGGCUGUGUGCGUUCUGUGCCAUACAGUGCUCAGUAUGAGGAAGCCUACAAGUGCAACUUCCUGGGUCUCAGCCCAGAUGUGCCUAUUCCAACCCACGUCAGCUCCUCAGAGUUUUCAGUGCUGGUGGAUGUCAGUUCAGAGAGGAGCUGUCAGAUCUCAGCCAUGGGUGAAGACGAUAUCUCCUCACUUUAUCAGUUCACCAUCAGCAGUGCCAACACACAGCCCACAGACAGGGGUCCCACGUUAUUGAACAAGCUUGAGGUGGCCCUGUCUAAUGAGAACUUGUCUGUGGAUGUCGUAUCUCACUGCCUGUUGUGUCUGAAGGAAGAGUGGAUGAAUAAAGUCAAAGUGCUGUUCAAGUUCUCCAAAGUGGAUGGGCGGGGGAGGGAGGACACCCAGAAGGUUUUGGCCCUCCUCGGCACCACAGGGCCGGGCGAGGAGGACAACGUCAGGCUGCUCAAGUUCUGGAUGACUGGACUCAGCAAAACCUACAAGAGUCAUUUAAUGACAGCCGUCCGAGGAGGGGAGAGGAGCCCCAGCCAGUGACAAAGAGAGAUGAAGGAUAAUGAAGUAGAGAGCUAAAGAAAAGGGGGCUGAAAAGAGGGGGAAUACUAAAGAAAGGAAAGUGAAAGCAAGAAUCUUUUCAGAAUUUUUUUAACUGUUCGGGACUUUCAGUGGAAUGAAAGAGGAAUGUGAAUGGAUGACAGAAAUGCUUUGGCUCAUCCAUUAUUGUCUUUUUAAGUAAUGAGAAAUCUACUGUUUCUAACCCUGAUUAUUAUCCUGCACAGAUUAACACAUUGAGUCAGUUUGGAUAAUGUAUCAGGGCUUUUGUUUGUCAAAGGGAAUUAUUGUAAAAGGCCUAUUCAUACUAAUAUGCGAAGUUUAACUUAUUACAAAAAGACUUUGCACUUUGUUUACUAUUUUGUUGAUGUUUUAAAAUGAAAUAAAUUAAUGUGAACACUCA